AUGGAAGGACUUAAGAGCACAGACAUUGAUGAGGCUCUUUCCACAGGACUCACCUUGGUGUUGGCAUCCCUGCUAGCCGCCCUCCUGCUGCCGCUCAGCUCGGUACGGGCCGCCCCAGCAUCGCCCCUGGGCUCCGGGGAAGGGGCUAAUGAUGAGGCUAAUGAUGGCGCUAAUGAUGGCGCUGCCGAACGGUCCGUGUUUGCUGUGCUGAACCCUGUGGCCCUGGCCAAACUCAUUGAGCGAGAGGCUGCGUCACUCCAGAUUAAGCUAUGUGAUAAUCAUGGAGUCUGCGAUAACAGUUUAGAAAUGCUGGCGGAAAACAACCUGCAGCUCCCUAAAAUAUCCACUGAAGAUAGGUGCUUCUCCUUGGGAUUCCAAAAGGACAAAUGCCUAAAUAAGAUUCAUCGUGACCUGUCAAUAUUUAAGAUCUAUUUAGUGCAUGUGAAGGAGACUUUCAUAAGCGAGAAAAACACUGUGGAGUCCUUACAGUACAAGACACAAAUUCUAGCAGGGGCAAUUAAGAAGAUGAUGAAAAGAACUGAAACUGAGAGUGAUGACAAAGGAACCAAUAUCCAGGUCCUCCAGGCUCUAAAGUCAGAGAACCUUUGGAGACAGCGAGUCACAAACCGACUUAUUCUGCAAGCUUUUAUUGAAUGUAUACAGAAAACUGCAAGAGCAGUACGAUAUAUAGGUACUUUCCACGGUGGAAAUAAGAUUGGGGCAUAAUUAUGCCUCUUCUCCUAUACUUUGCUACUAGGUAGCAUGAAACAAUAAUGUUCUCUACUGAGAACUAACUGCUUUAUAAUGAUAUACUCUUUAAGUAUGAAAAGAUUAUUAUUUUAUUUAUUUUAUUUUUACACAGUUAUGUUUUAGUUUUUAUAAAUAACUUAAAGUAAUUUUAAAUAACGUAUUUAUUGAUAAAUGUAUUCUGCAUAAAGAUUGUUUUAAUACAGUGACACCAGGUUAGUUAUGGUCUGCACAUGAGGCAUAUCAAGGAAUAACAUCAAUAACAGGUUUUUUAAUUUUAAGCUGAUGGCAGACGUGGCGUAGGGCUGAUAUUUUCAA
Messenger RNA from Xenopus tropicalis (tropical clawed frog), 1065 nucleotides. It is a transcript of the gene il6, whose product is annotated as interleukin 6. Bases 1 to 726 code for a protein of 241 amino acids. NCBI's taxonomy places the organism in Eukaryota, Metazoa, Chordata, Amphibia, Anura, Pipidae. Gene Ontology annotation, molecular function: interleukin-6 receptor binding; cytokine activity. Gene Ontology annotation, biological process: immune response; cell differentiation. Gene Ontology annotation, cellular component: extracellular region. The transcript has 4 exons. The record is from RefSeq and is a predicted model, not a curated record.